CACAACAUCAACAACAACGAAAUAUGGCCUCAACAACGCCCAUUCUCCCUGUCAAGGACAAGAGGAAUAUUUUAGUGACGUCUGCCUUGCCCUACGUCAACAACAAACCGCAUUUGGGAAAUGUCGUUGGCAGUGUCCUCAGCGCCGAUGUAUACGCCCGAUUCAGCAAACUGAGAGACAGACCAACUCUAUACAUCUGUGGCACUGACGAGUACGGAACAGCCACUGAGACGAAGGCUUUAGAGACGGGCCAAACCCCGAAGGAGCUCUGCGACGAAUUCCACAAGGUCCACAAGGAUAUUUACGACUGGUUCGAGGUCGGAUUCGAUUACUUUGGGCGAACUACCACCGAUCAACAGACCAAGAUUGCCCAGGAUAUCUUUGUAAAACUUCAUAAGAAUGGCUACCUGGAGGAGCGGACAACUACACAGCCCUAUUGCGAAAAGCACGGGUCUUUCCUCUCGGACCGAUUCGUGGAGGGCACAUGCCCGAAAUGCCAGUACGAAGAUGCCCGCGGCGAUCAAUGCGACAAGUGCGGCAGCCUCCUAGAUCCCUUUGAGCUCAUCAACCCACGCUGCAAGGUCGAUGGAGCCUCCCCGGUCCAGCGCGACACAACGCACAUGUUUAUACGCCUUGACAAGCUCCAACCAACGAUCGAUAGUUGGUUCACGAAGUCCAGCCAGGAGGGCGGAUGGCCCCAGAACGGAAUUAGUAUCACCAAGUCGUGGUUUGACAAGGGAUUGGAAGGGCGCAGCAUUACUCGGGAUCUUAAAUGGGGCACACCUGUACCGUUGCCUGGCUACGAGAACAAGGUCAUGUACGUGUGGUUCGACGCUUGCAUCGGAUACCCUUCCAUUACAGCGUGCUAUACAGACAAAUGGGAACAAUGGUGGCGGAACCCAGAAGAAGUGGAGCUCUUCCAGUUUAUGGGCAAGGACAACGUUCCCUUCCACACUGUUAUUUUCCCAGGCACCCAAUUUGGCACGGGUGACAAGUGGACACAGCUCAAUCACCUUUCUACUACAGAGUAUUUGAACUAUGAAGGUGGAAAAUUCUCGAAAUCCAGAGGUGUUGGUGUUUUCGGCGACACUGCGAAGGAUACCGGCAUUCCUGCAUCCGUAUGGCGUUACUAUCUGAUGGCGAACCGACCAGAGACCAGUGACACCCAGUUCGAAUGGAAGGCGUUCAUUGCAGCAAACAACAGCGAGCUGCUCAACAACUUUGGAAACUUUGUCAACCGUCUUGUCAAAUUUGUAAACGCAAAAUGCGACGCUGUCGUUCCCGAAUUUUCUGCGUCCUAUACCGACGAUACCUUUGACUUCCCAGCAUUCAUUGAAAGCGUCAAUACCCACCUCGGAGAAUAUAUUGCGGAUAUGGAGGCUGUUCGAAUUCGCGCUGGACUCAAGAAGUUCAUGGAAAUCUCAGCAUUGGGCAACAACCUCUUGGCUGGUCGUCUUGAUAAUGCCAACUUGACAGGCAGCCCUGAGAGGACACACACUAUCAUUGGUCUGGCUAUCAACAUCGCAUACCUCCUUGCGUCGAUUUCGUCACCAUAUAUGCCAUCUACUGGAGCCUCCAUUGUCAAGCAGCUCCGAGUGCCCCUGCUAUCAAUUACCGACAAGUGGGACCCAGAGGCUCUCAAGGGCGGCCACAAGAUCGGCAAGGCCGAGUAUCUGUUCACCAGGAUCGAUGAUAAGAAGGAGGCUGAGUGGAGGGCCAAGUACGGUGGUACUCAGGCCUCAAGAAUUGCUGAGGAAGAGGCUAAGGCCAAGAAGGCUGCUGACAAGGCCAGAGAUAAAGAGAGGAAGAAGUCAAAGAAGGAGGCUGCUAAGGCUGCUGCUCCUGCUGAAGGGAGGCUCAAGACCGAGCUUUCUCUUCGCGGUGUUGCCGUCGAGGAACAGGCGCCUCCACCAGCGGCAGCUCCAUGAUUCGAAUGCCAUAACGAAUAACGACGAUGCACUGUCGGCGGCGGCGUUGGGAUGUUUUAGCAGGCGGUGUGGGAAAAUAUGGCAAAGUUGUGUACUAUUUUUUCUGUGAGACUGAGGUGGUAGCGAGGCUCCUUUUCAACAUGAGAAGCUAGAUCUGAUUGUGAAGCUCCAUAGCCUAAAUUUACAUUGUCUUUUAAAUACAGUUCCUGGUUCGGGAGAUUCUCGUAAUGCCCAACCACCCUACCUAUCCAACGCCGAGCCACCCUAAUCUUUACAUCUAUAUUUUACAUUAUUCUAUACAAGACCAACCGUCUUCGCGGCUCUCAUCUUCCAGCCUUCAAAGCUGUUGAGCUUUGGCCUCACAUCCAAGUAGAAGCUCAGCUUGCCAUUGGCUUUUCCCUCAUCCUUGCCAGCAUAGAAGUCAAUGAUGUACUCAACCUUCUUGCCGCACCUAUCAACAAUCCAGUCAUGGCGAUCAAAAGGUGUAGUAUACCCCAACAGACUGUUGAAGCGUGCCUUGGGAGACAUCGAAGUCGAGAGUCCCAGGAAUGAGUGUAGCCUAGGGCCUCCGCAUUUCUCGUCUGCACCAUAUGGCUCCUCCCAUUCCUUGAUUUCUUUCCAUGCCCGCUCGUUUACUGCAUUGUGUAUCGGUACGAUUGUCUUCAUUUCUUUAGGAUCGCUGGAGUGGCCCUGCAACGACUCUGUUAGAAACGUCGUUCCAUUCAAUCCCAAUACACGUACCUUUCUCUUCAUUGCAUCAAAGAACAUCUUCUCUGAAGGGUAUAUCCAGUUCCCACUCGCACUAACUCCGCUCUCCUUCUCGCUAUUCGCCGGCUUCGAGGCUUCGGUGUCGUCUACGGGCGAUGCGCGAGGGAUUGUCGAAACUACGCGCUGCGUACCGAGCCUUGUCGACACGGCCGCCGCAUCCGCAGAAGGCGUUGAAGAGAAAAAUCGCGCGAAUAGCCCAGGCUGCGCCGGUGGAGCCUGGGUGAUAUCUUCAGAAUCGCAGGCAUUGCCUUUCUUUGCGUCGCUGGCUCCCUUCGCUGCGCUGGGGAACGACGCAGUUGGGUUUGCUUUCAACCACGCGGCGCGGGUUUUGUCAUCGACGGGGCACACCUCAGCUGGCGCCUCUGCCUCUGGGGAUUUGCCCAUGGUCGCGUAUGUGAGUCGGGGUUCUUGGAAGCGCGCUGGGAUACGAGAAGAUGGCGACAGGGCAUCAUUAAUACCUUAGGGACCAUUGGAGAGGAUUAAUCGUAUAAAAGGGUCUUAGACUGACCCACACUGUCUUAUGUAGCUAAUAAUGUGGCUAGGAAAGGGCUUCGUAGUAUGAUAUUUUACCGCCAAGCCCAUACUAGUAGUAUUUCCGGAAGGUAAUAUUCCGACAGCCAAUAUGUGUUGCUAUACGAAGACGCUUCUAACAUAAUCUGUAACGUGGUUG
Pseudogymnoascus destructans is the source of this 3366-nucleotide messenger RNA. It is a transcript of the gene RAR1, whose product is annotated as putative methionine--tRNA ligase, cytoplasmic. Lineage: Eukaryota; Fungi; Ascomycota; Leotiomycetes; Thelebolales; Thelebolaceae. The record is from RefSeq and is a predicted model, not a curated record. Gene Ontology annotation, cellular component: aminoacyl-tRNA synthetase multienzyme complex; cytosol. Gene Ontology annotation, biological process: methionyl-tRNA aminoacylation. The transcript is spliced from 2 exons. Bases 24 to 1928 code for a protein of 634 amino acids. Gene Ontology annotation, molecular function: methionine-tRNA ligase activity; ATP binding.